UCCGCCGCUGCUGCUGCCCGAGCUUCUUCCUCCCACCCGCCGCCGCUGGCUGCGAAACUCCAGUUCCCACCCCGGGCCUGCGCCCUGCCGGACCCGGGACCCACGCUCUCCGGCCUGGGCGAGGGGCCGCCGGCGGCGCGGGAGGCGCCUACCCUUCCCCGCUCAGCAGCGCAUGCUCUCCCUGCCCCGGCAGGCGCCUCCGCAGCCUCACGGACCCCGCGGCGAGGGCACCGGGAGCGCGUUUCUCGCUAGGAGCCUGCCGCAUGUGACUGGCCCCGGCGUGCCUGCCUCCGCCCCGGAGCCGACUCUGCAUUCCGUUUCCCUCGCUGCUCUCCGAGAGCGGCGUGCCCUUGCCUGACGGCGAGAAGAGGAGCCUGGCGUGACUUUGAGGGCGCGGAGGCCACCCCUUCACCCUCCCCAGCCCCGUCCUCCAGCUUUGCCCCGCCAUGUCCAGCGAGGAAAGCUACUUGGCCAUCCUGCGCUACCUGACAAACGAACGGGAGCCCUACGCGCCGGGAACGGAGGGCAACGCCAAGCGCAAGAUCCGCAAGGCAGCCGCCUGCUAUGUCGUGCGCGGCGGCACCCUGUACUACCAGCGGCGGCAACGGGACCAGCAGCGCUUCACCGAGCUCGAGGUGGUGCUGCAGGCCGAGCGCCGCGCCCGCCUCAUCCGCGCCGCCCACCUGGCGCCCGACGGCACCCACCGGACCCGGCUGCAGACCUGGCAGGGACUGUCGCAGAAAUACUGGUGGCGAGGUAUUCUUAAGCAGGUUAAAGAUUACAUUAAAGAAUGCAACAAGUGCCAGGAAAAGCUGGAUCGUUCUAGAUCUCUCUCAGAUCCUUCUGAAAUGCUGGAAGAAUUAGGACUGGAUGCAAAAUCUCAUGAUGGCAGUAAUGAAACAGAUGAUGAAUUGAGUAACACAGCAUCGAUCCCAGCUACAUCCCCAAAGCCUGUGAAGAAGAAGCCAAUAGCAAAGCAUGAGCUUAUAUUUGUUGACAGUAAGGGCCUUGUGAAGCAGUCAUCCUCCAAACAUUCUCAAUCAGUCUUAAACCAACUGAAUCAGCAGAGGCUUUCCAAUCAGUUCUGUGAUGUGACUCUGAUGAUUGAAGGAGAGGAGUACAAAGCUCACAAAUCUGUCUUGGCAGCCAGCAGCGAGUACUUCCGAGAGCUCUUCAUUGAAAAGGGAGCUGUCUCUAGUCACGAAGCUGUAGUGGAUCUCUCAGGGUUCUGCAAGUCCAGUUUCCUACCUCUGUUGGAAUUUGCUUAUACUUCAGAAUUAACUUUUGACUUCUGUAGUAUGGCAGAAGUGGCCAUGCUUGCCCAGCAUCUCUUCAUGCCAGAGGUCCUUGAAAUGUGUGAAAAUGUGCACAAACAGAUGGAAGACAAACAAAUCACAGUGUAUCAGAAAGGAGACAUUCAAACAGUAGAGUCAAUACAAACUUCAUCAGAGCAGAGUGAAGCUAGGAUGCAGCCUGUAGGUGGUGCUGAGGAACCUGAGCUCACAGUGACAGUAGCUGUGAAUGGAGCUCCUUCUGCUGGGAUGGAGGAGCCAGCAGCACCACAGCCUGACCUACCACCAAAGCCUGUGGAGGCCACUCCAGAUGAUCUUUCAAAUCCUGUGGAACAGCAUGAAACAACUGAAAAGGAUGUCAAGAUGCAGCUGCUGGAGAGCAUUUCUGACAGCAGCAUGUCUGUUGUGGAGGCUGAGCCAUCAGCUGUGGAAGCUAUGCACACAAGAGGUCAACCAGAAACUGAGACAAAUCAAAAUGAAAGUGGUAAAACAAAUGUAGAUGCUGCUUCUGAAGAUGGCUCAGAAGCACUCAUGGAGCCCUGUGGUGGGCAAAGUGAAGAACAGAUCACUUCAGUUUCACAACCAGAGAGCCUAGGUCAAGAUGAUGGCUACAAAAGCAAGCUUCGCCAGCGUUCUGUUAGCGAAGGGGGAUAUAUCAGAUUGCAUAAAGGAAUUGAAAAAAACCUGCAAAAUAGAAAGACAAAUCCUAAAUCUGCAGUCCAGCAGGUUGCCAUGAAGCUGGUACAAAGAGGGAAAAAAAUGAAGCAGCCCAAAAGAGAGACCACAGAAAACAAUGAAGCAGAAGCUCAUCAUAAAUGCAACGAGUGCGGAAUGGAGUUCCAGCGGCGUUACGCGCUUAUAAUGCACACACUGAAACAUGAAAGAUCUAAGGAUUAUAAAUGCCCAUUGUGUAAAAAAGAGUUCCAGUACGGUGCCUCUCUGCGAGCUCAUCUUGUCCGGCACACUCGGAAGACGGAGGUGAACACUGCGGCUGCUGGUUCAGAAGCAGGUGUCCCUUCAGUGAGAGGGAGAACUAAAAGAGAAUUCAUUUGUGAUAUCUGUGGAAGAACUCUCCCCAAGCUUUAUUCUCUCAGAAUACACAUGCUCAAACAUACAGGUGUAAAACCACAUGCAUGCAAGGUUUGUGACAAGACCUUUACAUAUAAACAUGGAUUAAAAAUGCACUUAGCUCUCCAUGAAGUACAGAAACAAUUCAAGUGUGACUUGUGUGAGAAGUCUUUUGUCACCAAAAGAAGUCUACAGGAGCACAUGAGCAUUCAUACAGGAGAAUCUAAAUACCUUUGCUCCAUCUGUGGAAAAUCUUUCCACAGGGCAUCAGGACUCAGUAAACACAUAAAGAAACACCAGCCAAAGCCUGAAGUUCGUGGAUAUCAGUGUACUCAGUGCGAAAAGAGUUUCUAUGAAGCCCGAGAUCUUCGGCAGCACAUGAACAAACACUUAGGUGUGAAGCCAUUCCAGUGUCAGUUCUGUGGCAAGUGUUACAGCUGGAAAAAAGACUGGUAUUCUCAUGUCAAGUCUCACUCUGUCACAGACCCUUAUAGGUGCAAUGUAUGUGGUAAAGAAUUUUAUGAGAAAGCUUUGUACAGAAGACAUGUGAAGAAGGCCACACAUGGCAAAAAAGGAAGAGCAAAACAAAAUCUGGAACGAGUUUGUGAGCAUUGUGGAAGAAAAUUCACUCAGCUCCGGGAAUAUAGGAGGCACAUGAACAAUCAUGAAGGUGUGAAGCCAUUUGAAUGUCUCACUUGUGGAGUAGCCUGGGCAGAUGCACGUUCGCUGAAGCGCCAUGUGAGGACACACACCGGAGAACGUCCCUACGUCUGCCCGGUGUGCAACGAGGCUUACAUCGACGCCCGCACGCUCCGCAAGCACAUGACCAAGUUUCACAGGGACUACGUACCCUGCAAAAUUAUGCUGGAGAAAGAUACUCUCCAGUUUCACAACCAGGGGACACAGGUGGAGCAUGCCAUCAGCAUUUUAGCAGCAGAUGUGCAGGAACAAGAAGCUGGGAUUAGUGUUGAGAGUGGUGAGAUUGAGACUGUGGUAGUGACAGAAGAGACUCUCGAAGCCAUCGAAGCAGUUUCAGCUACAGAGGAAUGUACACCAGUCUCCACUCUUUCUGACCAAAGCAUAAUGCAGGUGGUAAAUUAUGUAUUGGCUCAACAGCAAGGACAGAAAGUGGCUGAGGUGACACAGGCCGUCGAAACUGUAGAAGUGGCUCAUGUUACAAAGACAGAUUGAAUACAAUGUAAGAGGGCAUGAAGGGUGAGGCUUGAAGGUCUGUGGGAGAUGGGUACUUCUUUGGGUGUCCGAGGCUGUGGACAGGGAGGUUUGAAGAUUUGUGGGAGCUAAACAUUUAUCUGUGUCUGAGGCUGUCGACAGGGGAAGUCUUAGUAUCUGUAAGAGUGAAACAGGUGGGUAUCUGAGGCUGUGAGCAGUGAGGUUUCAAGGCCUGUAGGAGCAAAGUAUUUGAGGCUUACAGUGAUGCCCGUUUUCAAACAGCUAACCCCCACUACUAAAUGUCUUGGUGAUGGAAAACUGCACCAUGCACUGUGGGGAAAAAUUAAGAUGCUUCAGUAUGUGCCAAGAUUUGUGCACACACUGUACAAAAACCAAGUAAGAAAAUGUUGGAAUAAUAAUAUUUUCUGCCUCAUGAAGUGUCAUGCUGUGACCUAUAAAAAAUGAAACAUAAAGAGACUGCACUAGAAAGAAGAAAUACACAGCUAUUGGUAGUGUAUUUUCCUUUGGUUUUCAUCUUUUUACUUCAGUUUUCAUGUGUUUCAUCCAGUUUGUGAGAGAACUACAAAGCCUGUUUACUCACCAAGACAAGGUGAUUGUAAAAUGCUUCAUGUGACACAGAAAACUGCAGGCUUUCUGAAUUGGGGUAUAGGCACUAUCAGCAAUUAGUGAAGUUGUUUUGAAGACCACCUUCCAGUUCCAAGUUGAUUGCAAGGCUGAGGUUCAUCAAAGUGCUGUAAAAUAUUUGACAGGUGAUGGGCCAGGGUCCUCUACAGUCAGAGGAAGUGGUUAUCUGAGAUGGAUUGUGACUUUGAGGCCAGGGAGAUUGCUUAGAGAAGUAAACUGCUUCUUGCUUGUAAGCAAGCUCAUGCUUGAUCCAUCCUCUGUGCACAGCUAUGUUUUAAUGAUGUGUGGCUGUGUAAAGGGAACUGUCACUUGCAUUGCUGUGUGGAGCCACAGCAGACAACCUAAUGAUUGGUGUUUCUUAAUUUUUCAUUACAUUUGAUGCAGAAACUCUCCAGUAAAAGGUUUAGUUUACAGUCUGACCUUGUCUUGUAGCAUGGUGGAAAGAGGAGCCCUACUAAUUCCCAAGCAGAGGACACAGCAAUAUGAGGGUAGAGAGUGGUUAAGAACCUUAGUAUGAGCUAAAAGUUAGUCUCAAAAUUCCCAGUUUCCAGAAAGUUUUUGGUUGUUUUUUACUGCUGCUGUAAGAAAAUGUUUCUAGGGCAAAUAAAUUACUUGGUAUUGCAUCAGAGAGAUGAAAGAAUUCUUACUAUUUUCUAGUGAGGAAGUAUCACUACCAUGCUUGCCCCAAAUUUCAGUGUCUCUGACUUAAUAACAUGAACAGUGCAGAUUUGAAUGUGGACAGGGGGUUGUUUUGGGUGAUUGUUAAGCAAGAUUAACACAUUUGUUGAGGGAACAUGACCACUCUGAAUUGUAUUCUUUAAACUGUUUUCAGUCUCUAGUGUUAAAUGCUUCCCAGCUUUGCCAGGAGCAAGAUACUCAAGGGGCUAGAAGUCUGGGCUACUGCAGGGUAAACUUAAUAAAUUAGAUGCAUGUAACUUAAUACUGAUGAAGUUGGAUGCAUCUAAUUUUUAGGUGCAUCCACCUUAAUAAAAUUAGAUGCCUCUAACUUCAUCAAGUGCAACUACCUGUGAAAGUUUCACUGCACAAAAUGGAAGCCAAAUCUGUGACAGAACCACCUCAUUUGAAUUAGUAUUUUUACCUUUCAUAGUCAUUUGAGUGUCCACUGAGCUCCAAGAAGGAGUGCUCUUUUCAUACUUUGCAAGCAUGUAGAUAAACAGCUGUUGGUUUUUGGUUUUUUAAGCAAUACACAGUCUGGGUUCCUGCCUCAAGUCUGAAUUAAGCUGUAGAAGAUUAAUUAAAGAAUUAAAUUCAUGGGAAAAAAAGGCUCAAGGUCUUCCUGCAGAUGAAUAAUGUAGUUAUAUAUUUUGCAGCCCUUUACUAGUCUGUUCUUCUAGAAAAUUAUCAAGUGGAAUAAAACUUUGAGUAUUUCAAACUAAAUAAAAAUACUAGUAAGUGGAAUUUGCUUUUUUUGUAUUGUCAGGAACCCAGAGAAGAGCCAUCCUGGUUCAUUUAAAUCCUGCCAUUGUGAUGGGAAACAAUUUAGAAGUGCUAGGGGAACUUGGAAAAUUGACUUCAAUGUUUGUAUCCUGCAAUUAUGUAUUACUCAAGUGAGGUAAGGUUCAAGGACAAAAUGCUGUAAAUAGUGCUAGGGUAUGAUCUGUAUAUUUAGUGUGGUACCUUACAACCAGAAUAUGACCAGCACCUGUAGUUUAAUCCUCGGUGCAUUUAUUUAUUGACCCAUUUGGAAGAAGCAAAUCUGAAUUUCAGAGCCUUGUAGCCCACUGUACAAAGUGCUUUCACUGACUUGACAGCCUGCUAUUUAGAAACAAACCCCCCCACCAAGCUGACAAAACAAACCUCAAUGACAAGAAAGCAGUUUUUUUUCUGAACGAGACUCCAGGCUGAAAGUGGUGGCACCCCUCUCCUAACACACUGUGCCUUAGCUUCUCAGAAUGGCAUGAGGGAAGUAGGGAGUGUCACUCUAAGCUUUGCUGUCCCUGUGAAAUUGCCUUAUGUUCUUGACUUCAGCUCUUAUUUAAGAUGUUCAGCACCCUCCUGCAGCCUAUUUGGAGUCAGACUGCAAAGGGGCAGUUACUAUUUAAUUUGAUUUAUUAUUUUUUUUAAAUUAAAGCUUGAGACAUGUCCAUGGAUGAAGUGAAUUCCUGUACAUAACGAAUUUGAUUUGUACAUUCUGCUGCUUUUAUUUAGUGUUAGAUGUAUAAAGUUAUGGUUAUUUCUGUCAUUAAUAAACUGAGCGUUGCCUUGAA
Pogoniulus pusillus (Red-fronted tinkerbird) is the source of this 6403-nucleotide messenger RNA. It is a transcript of the gene ZBTB11, whose product is annotated as zinc finger and BTB domain containing 11. The transcript has 11 exons. Gene Ontology annotation, cellular component: nucleus. The record is from RefSeq and is a predicted model, not a curated record. NCBI's taxonomy places the organism in Eukaryota, Metazoa, Chordata, Aves, Piciformes, Lybiidae. Bases 447 to 3551 code for a protein of 1034 amino acids. Gene Ontology annotation, molecular function: protein binding; DNA-binding transcription factor activity, RNA polymerase II-specific. Gene Ontology annotation, biological process: regulation of transcription by RNA polymerase II.